CUCUCUCGCUCCCCCUCGCUCGCUUUUCCUUCUUUAUUCUCUCACACUCUUCCUUUCACAAUCAUGCGGUGCCGAGUCCGUGUGGAGCAAGGAGAAGCCAAUAGGAUGAGGUUUUGGUAAUAGAUGCAAAUGAUCAUGAAAAGACACUGCAAAAUAUGAAACAACUCAUUUGCGCUGAAGUAAAUCACUGAAAACUGUUUAUGAACUGGCAUCUCUUCUUGGAAAUGUAAAGCGAGAACUCUUUAAGUGGCGAUUUUUUUUUUUUUUUUUUUUUUUUUAGGGGUGGGGGGGGAAGGAAAGGAUUCAAUAUCAUGCAGGCUUAGAGUUUUGAUUAUAUCCUCCUUUUAUAUUCCUGGAAAUCACAAACUGUCGUUGCUUAGCAUCUUAGCGCUUUCUUUUUUUGCUAAUAGAUUCCCGCGGUCCGGUUUGUUGUGGGGUGAUUUUUUUUUUUUUUCCUAAAAAUAUUUUUUUUUUUUUUAUAUAUAAUUUUUUUUUCCUCUUCGCCUUCCUCCUGCAACAACAACAACACAACAACAACAACAACAACAACAAAACCUUAUUGAAAUUAAAAUGAGCUCCUAUUUUGUCAACUCACUCUUCUCCAAAUACAAAACCGGCGACUCCCUGCGCCCCAAUUAUUAUGACUGUGGCUUCGCCCAGGAUCUCGGGGGCAGACCCACCGUGGUGUACGGACCCAGCGCGGGGGGAACCUUCCAGCACCCGCCCCAAAUCCAGGAGUUCUACCACGGAGCGUCGUCGCUCUCCAGCUCCCCUUACCAACAGAAUCCCUGCGCUGUCGCUUGCCAUGGCGACCCCGGCAACUUCUACGGCUACGAGCCCCUGCAGCGGCAGAGCCUGUUCGGGGCGCAGGAGCCCGAGCUGGUGCAGUUCGCCGACUGCAAACUCGCCGCCAGCGGCCUCGGAGAGGAGGCGGAGAGCUCGGAGCAGAGCCCUUCUCCCACCCAGCUCUUCCCCUGGAUGCGACCGCAAGCAGCCGCCGGACGCAGGAGGGGGAGGCAAACCUACAGCCGCUACCAGACGCUGGAACUGGAGAAGGAAUUUCUAUUUAAUCCCUACCUGACCCGCAAACGGAGGAUCGAGGUCUCGCACGCCCUGGGAUUGACAGAGAGGCAGGUCAAAAUCUGGUUCCAGAACAGGAGGAUGAAAUGGAAAAAGGAGAACAACAAAGACAAGUUUCCCAGCAGCAAAUGCGAGCAGGAAGAACUGGAAAAACAGAAAAUGGAAAGAGCCCAGGAGGUGGACGAGGAAGGGGAAGCACAGAAGGACAAGAAAUAAUUAAAAAAAAAAAAAAGGAGUUUUGAGGACUGAAAGGCAAGCGCUGCUGGGGUGGAGGAGCCCCCGAACCCCGCGUUAAUGGCAGUGAGGGAGGGCUUGGGCUGGGGGGGGGGACACACAAAAACAAAAACAAAAAAAAAAAAAACCCAACAGCAAACCAGUAAAAACAAAGCGUAGAAAAUAGUUUAGAAAACCACAAAAAAAAAAAAAACCCUUUUAUUGCUGUAAAACCAUUUAGCUGCGAGCGCCACUUUGCAGGUUCUGCUCGGACACAAUGAGCGGGAGGCGCCGGAGCCGCCGCCGCCUCCGCCGGUUGUUAACUAGCGGUAGUGGAACGCAAUAGCUUCUGUAAAACAUGACUGUGAAAUUCUCUCUCUCUCUCUCUCUCUCUGUCUUUUCUGUCUCUUCUCUUCUUUUCCGGGGGCGGGAGGGGGGUGGGGGUGGGUUGGUUAUCAUAGCUUUCAGCGCUAGAGGAGUUAUGUGAUAUUACAAUCGUGCACUUUUUUUUUUAAUUUUUUUUUUUUUUAAUUUUAGUUCCGUUGUUUGUUUUUCCCAUUCCCAUUUCCCUUAUAUUUUUUUAAUUUUUUUUUGUGGUUUAUCUGUACGUACUGGAGGUAGCUAUUGAGAACAAGCAUCCCAACAACAUGAAACUGCCUAUUUAUGCUGUAGUUAUCUCUUCUCUCUCUUCACUUUUCCCCUCUCGUUCUUCACCUUGGUUAGGGUUAUUCUUUUUAUUAUUAUUAUUUUUUCCCCAAUUUUUCAGUGUCUCUUCUAAAAAAAAAAAAA
Oenanthe melanoleuca is the source of this 2082-nucleotide messenger RNA. RefSeq names its product homeobox B8 (gene HOXB8). Gene Ontology annotation, cellular component: nucleus. Gene Ontology annotation, molecular function: DNA-binding transcription factor activity, RNA polymerase II-specific; RNA polymerase II transcription regulatory region sequence-specific DNA binding. The record is from RefSeq and is a predicted model, not a curated record. The transcript is spliced from 2 exons. Bases 571 to 1296 code for a protein of 241 amino acids. Gene Ontology annotation, biological process: regulation of transcription by RNA polymerase II. Lineage: Eukaryota; Metazoa; Chordata; Aves; Passeriformes; Muscicapidae.